ACAUGUGUGCGUGUCAGCUCCGCACUUUGGUCAAAGUCCUUUUCGAUCACCUACUCUCUAUUUCUAAAAACAUAACGGAAGCCCUCUUUGUGCAAAAUCAGGGCCAUAUCGUUAGGUGAUUUCCAGAGAAAAGUGCACGUCUGCAGAAUAAAUAUGAUUGCAUAAGUACGUGUCUUCUUCGUGUGAGUAUGAAUCCCCCACACGCUGCUAUCAAAGAGUCAAAACUGUGUUUCUUUCCUGUUCCUGCUCUGUGCAUGUUCUGGGGCUGCCAUUAGUAUGAUGUUGCGGUUACUCCUUCUCACUUUGCUUCUCACGGUCAUGGCUGCUACGUUAGAUACAAGAGAUUUAGGUUCAGGAGAUGGAGACUUCCCAGAUGAUGAAAUAGAAGAUGAAUCUGAACGCAUUACGGAAACACGUACAGGAGAAGUGAAAAAUGGAUUUGAAGACCAAGAUAUUGAUGAUGGAAGCGCCACAAUCAUUAUCAUAGCAGCAGUGAGUGUGGUUGCUAUAGCCAUUCUGGCUAUAAUAGCUGUUGUUCUCUUCAGACGUCAUUUGCAGAGACGGGAACAAGGUGUGUACAGUGUACCAGUGGAGCAGGGCCAGAAAGGUGUCUAAACUUGCAGUUCUCCAUUUCUGCUUCUGGGAUCUCAUCAGGGACACCUCGACACAAAAAGAGCUCCAUUAAAAAACACUCUGUCAUCUCUGGCCAUCUCUUCUGUCCCACUUGCCCACUAAUGCCUGCUGCAAAACCCCCAAAGCAGGCAUUUUAUUUUUACUGUCAUUCCAUUAUACUCGUUUUCAGAUUAAUCGAUUUUAAAUGAAUGCACUCUGUUGUUGUAAUGCCAUGGACCAAAGAACAAUUUCUGCACCAUUAAUACCAUUUGUUUCUAAUAGAGACACUUUGUUUUAUGUUUUUAGUUUAAAACCUCUAAACAUCUCUUAUGUGCUAUUUGCUGCAGUGUAGCCCUCAUGAUUCUUUAUCUGGUCAAAAUCAGAUGCACUUUAAACAACUGGUUGCUCAGAGCAAUCAGAUAAACUUCCUGCAAUUUUUUCCAUUCAUGGUAAGCCAUUUUUCUGCAUAUUUUCCAACUGACCUCAUGCAGAAUCUCUAAAUCAUUCAAGGGUACAGUAUGGGGGGGGGGGGGGGGGGGGGGGGGGGGAAACAAUGUUUCAUGUGUAGAGCUGGACUGGCUUUAGCAAAAAUGUAACCAGAUGGUGACUGAGAAACUAUGGAUAGACCUGUGACACUUUCAUUUCAUACAAGAACUUCUCUUGCUCUAACUUCACUGGAGUGCUAAUCACCUCAAGUUCAAGUGGCUGCUGCUCUUCAGCACAAAGAAACCCUCUGAAAUCCCAGGAUCUGGAGCGGCUAAUUGGGCACUAUUUCAACUUAGGUCACUGUUGUGGCAGGGAAUCUCUUACAGGAUAUUUUUUUUACAUAAGUGACUAAGCCAAAUCACCUGUGUGUGGGUGAAAAGUAGGUGUGAAACACACCUACACAGGUGUCGAGCAUUCAUCCUUGCUUUUACUCGAUUUUCUCGCUUCAGGUCUUUCUUUCAAAUAAAGUGGUGCUCUAAUUGCAUAGGCCUCUAGGUGUUUGAGAUUGACAGUUAAGUGUGUGUGUGUGUGUGUGUGUGUAUGUGUGUGUGUGUGUGUGUGUGUGUGUUGAGCAGCACUCGUCUAAAAGUUCAUCAAUGUAGCCUACAGUACAGUGUAACAAUCCUGUUAAGUCGCUCACUGAAAGAGUUCUUGCACUGAUUCCAUUUUAGAUAAGAAAAACAUUUCAAAGUAAUGUAGCAAUCUUUAAUUUCAUUGGAUUUGAAAACACAAAUUCAUCUUUCUGGGAAAAGUUGUAGUGGUUAUUAUUAUUAUUAUUAUUAUUAGUAGUAAUAGUAGUAGUAGUAGUAGUAUUGUUAUUAUUAUUUUAAUUUUUUUUUACUACAAAGCCUCUUCUAAAAUCUAUUUUUCUGCUUUGCACCAAGUAUCAAUUUUACUCAAGAUGACAGAUUUCAGGAGCACGGUGACUUAGUUGUUAGCGCACACACCUAACACUUCCAGGGUUGAGGGUUCGAUGUGUUUGCGGAGUUUGCAUGUUCGCCCCGUGCUUUGGGGGUUUCCUCUGGGUACUCCGGCAUUGUAGGCUGAUUGGCAUGUUCAAAAGUGUCCACAGUGUGUGAAUGUGUGUGUGAUUGUGCCCUGCGAUGGAUUGGCACCCUGUCCAGGGUGUCCCCUACCUUGUGCCUCAUGCUCCCUGGGAUAGGCUCCACGUUCCCCAUGACCCAGUAAGGAUAUGCGGUACAGAAAAUAGAUGUAUGGAUGACAGAUUUUCUUUAGAGUGCCCGUUCUUUGUCAUGUCUGAAACGACUUUAUUAGAAGAGAAAUGAACAUGAACUUAGCCAUUUUAUAACAUCUGUUACUGGCUUGUAAUGAGGCAAUAUAUGGAUACAAUAAGAAAAACAAUGUUUUGAAUGGAAUCCUAAAUGGAAGCCUAAAAACCCAAAACAACAGCAUAUUUUCAAAAUCUCAACAUGAAUAUUAACCAUAAAUCAUGGGGGGGCGAGAGGGGGGACCUCUCAUUAAAGACUUCUUUGAAGUCUGCCUUUAGGCACAUCUCAGUGACAUUUAUAGAGGUUUGAUAAGUAGCACAUUUGAUAAUUUUUCAGUUAUCAGGCUCCACUUUCGUUUAUAACACCAUAUUAGCACUCAUGAUUUUAAUGCGUUGUCUUUAAGGAGUGAUGUUGAGAAGCUGUGCUGUAACUGCUUUGUUAAUAUAUUCUGCUGUUUAGGAUUGGUUAUGUCGUUAGAUAUUUUUAUAACAAAAUGUUUAUACUGCAUUGUCCGUCAGCAAGUUCACUUUCUAAUCAUGUGAAAUCAUAUUUCUCUUUAGGGUUGAACCGAUAUUAGGGAAUUCAAAUUAGAGUGUUACUUGUUGUUUAUGAGAACAGGAAUAUAAACUGUCACAUUUAUGAAAGGUUUUUUGUUGUUGUUGCUGUUUUUUUUUUUUUUCAUUUUAUUUUUUUAUAUCCUGUCUGCAAUCAUGCUAUAUAGUGAUGAUUUUUCAGGUUAAUACUCACUCAAGGAAUGAUGCAAUGGCUUUGAAAUUUCUACUGAAGAUAAAUGUUUAAGAGAUUUAUAAUUCUUAUUUUCAUGUACUAUCAAAAUAUCUAAAUAAAAUAUAUAUUUUUCUUUCUCUUCAAA
Messenger RNA from Ictalurus punctatus (channel catfish), 3198 nucleotides. RefSeq lists its product as uncharacterized. Bases 277 to 615 code for a protein of 112 amino acids. The record is from RefSeq and is a predicted model, not a curated record. NCBI's taxonomy places the organism in Eukaryota, Metazoa, Chordata, Actinopteri, Siluriformes, Ictaluridae. The transcript is spliced from 8 exons.